AGCCACAACAAUUCCGUCACUAAUGCGAUUUCUCGACACUGGCGAGCCUCUUUGCCACAUUUGAGACCGACAUGCGAUAGGCAGUGAUUGCAAAUACGCGUCGUUCUCGCUUGGUUGAGAGAUGUUGGUCACGGUAUACGUAACACACAGUACUAGCUAGUAGCGGUACCAGAACUUAUUAGCCUCGGUCUCUGAAACGCCAGAGCCACCGACCAACAGCGGGCUAAAAGAAGGCGAGUGCAGACACGCGGCGCGGAAAAAGAAGAGUACGUAGCGGCGCCUCGCAUCCUCAAGAGUACUAAGCGGCGUCAUUCGCAUCAUCAUGGACCCGAACCGUCAACUCCGGCUCGCGACGGUGCUGCUAUUCGUCGCCUGCGUGCUACCAACUCAGGCAAUCAAGGUGACUGUAGGCGGCUUUUUGCCCAACCAUCUCAGCCCGUGGAGUCCGCUCAUGAAGUUCAUUUGGGCCGAACCUCCGCCUGUCUUCCCUGACUUCCUGCUCAUUUUCCGUUGGGUGAGCCCGGUUCCUCACAGCGUGUACCACAUGGAAUCGAAGGCCAAAUUCGACAAGUGCGAUUUCUCCGGCGCAAAGCUCCUUUGGCCCAACUCGCCCGUCGGCUGGCUCCCCUAUGUGACCCCGAAAGCGUGGGAGAACACGACUCAGUACUUCUCGAGUAAAAUCCCCGGGAAUUUCGACUGCAAAAUGGGAUUGAAGACGGCUCUGAAUGUGUAUCGGUGGGAGGACGCGGAGGCUGUGAUUCAAGCUCGAAUUCGUGACAGGAACCAAGAUGUGCAGAGGGUGCUUCGUCAGCUUAAAAAGGAGCUGUCGAGGCGCCGCGCGAAACCAAGCCCAGGUAGCUCAACAUAGACUUACAUAGAAAAUUUAUGACAUAGGGAGGGCUGAAUCCGUUCGGAAUCAGUUCGGUGUUAGGUGUUUUCGGCUUAGCCUAUGGGGAGCAUACGAAAGCUUAGCCUUCUGAGGUGUGUAAAUAAAGCACAUGUUUGAUG
Molecule: messenger RNA, 1008 nt
Organism: Closterium sp. NIES-67
Lineage: Eukaryota; Viridiplantae; Streptophyta; Zygnematophyceae; Desmidiales; Closteriaceae
Source: the annotation of a GenBank genome assembly